AUGGCUCUCGUUCUGAAAGCAGAGGCUCUCGCCGUGGCAUCAACAGUCUUCCGCACCACCUGGUGUUCUGAUUCUGCACAGGAUUUCCGAUGCCUAACGCUGUGGAGCAUGAAUGUUUCCGCGAUGCUCUUCCUCCUCUCCCUCAAGUCCCUCCGCUCAGGCAGCUACUUGGCGACUCUUGACACGGCCUGUACUGACAUAAAUUCAUGUCGCACACUCUUUAACAUCAUCUGGGGCUGUUUCAUCACUGUCUUUCUGACGCGGAGACAAGCUCUGGAACUGUGGAUUCGCUGGUACCUCGUGGAUGCAAACGGGCCGAUAUUGCAACGAAUGAAGCUGAUGGCAGUGGGCCUCCUCGCACCAGAGCUCAUCAUCGGUUUUGCAACCCGCCAAUAUACAAUGGCGCGCCUUUUUGCCCAAAAGUAUGACAUCUCUUUGACCCAUGGAUUCUUUAUCGUCAUGGGCGGCUUCAUCGACAUCGCUGGCCAUCCAAUUGCCACCGACAAGCAACUGUCCAAACCUGGGGUUGUCCACGCCAUCCGAGCUGUUCCCGAAACGGCCCUUGAGGAUAAGAGCAAGGGAGACAUCUUUUCGAAGGGAAUCGCACUCUGCCAAGGGCUGUGGUUCAUAUUGCAGUGCGUCGCCCGCCGGGCACAACAUCUCCCGCUCACCGAGCUCGAAAUUGCAACGCUCGCAUUUGCGGCCCUCAACGCCGUCACAUGGCUGCUCUGGCUCGCAAAGCCGCUCGACGUGCGCGAACCCCUGCAGAUCGCACUACACACGACCGACCCUCCCGCACUUCCGGUCCAUCAGGGGCAAACACUGGUGCCAGCGACACCUGGGCCGUCUGAGACCGCCAACCAUACCAGCUUCCGAAAUGACCUCCUCCACACGACAUCAGCGCAAUAUCUCUUCGGCGCGGUCUUUGGCGGCCUGCACUGUCUUGCCUGGGCCGCGUUCUUCCCGUCCGCUGCGGAGCAAUGGCUGUGGCGCGUGUCUGCCGUGCUGGUCACCACCCUUCCUGUCACUUUGAUCUGGUUCUUGUGGACGGUCCCGGUGCGGUAUAUAUCCCAAGACAUCGAUGACUUCGAGUCGGACUCCAGCUCGCUGGCGCCGUAUGUGACAACAUUGCGGGCAGUGCUUGUGAGGCUGGAUAUAGCGGCAUACUGCGUGGCCAGGAUCAUUCUGAUUGUCUUACCCUUGUCGACGCUGCGCUCAUUGCCCCCAGAGGCGUUCAUCGAUGUUAAUUGGAGCGCAUAUAUUCCACAUCUGUAA
This is a messenger RNA of Mycena indigotica, 1275 nucleotides long. RefSeq lists its product as uncharacterized. Bases 1 to 1275 code for a protein of 424 amino acids. The transcript has 4 exons. The record is from RefSeq and is a predicted model, not a curated record. NCBI's taxonomy places the organism in Eukaryota, Fungi, Basidiomycota, Agaricomycetes, Agaricales, Mycenaceae.